Vicugna pacos (alpaca) is the source of this 356-nucleotide messenger RNA. Lineage: Eukaryota; Metazoa; Chordata; Mammalia; Artiodactyla; Camelidae. The record is from RefSeq and is a predicted model, not a curated record.
GGGGGACGACAGGGCAGCGAUGGCCCGAGAGUUGAGCCAGGAGGCACUCCUGGACUUUCUGUGCCAGGCCGGAGGCCGAGUGACCAACGCCGCCUUGCUGAGCCACUUCAAGAGCUUCCUCCGAGACCCCGACGCGCCCCCCAGCCAGCACCAGCGCCGCCGCGAGCUUUUCAAGGGCUUCGUCAACUCGGUCGCCGCAGUGCGCCAGGACCCCGACGGCACCAAGUACGUGGUGCUCAAGAGGAGGUACAGGGACCUUUUGGGGGAGGAGGGGCUGCAGCGACCCAGCGACCCGCCCGCGGCCGCCGCCCCUGCAGGGGGAGCUGCGUCCAGCGCCCCGCGAAGCGUGCGCGGGG